Molecule: messenger RNA, 1270 nt
Organism: Sesamum indicum (sesame)
Lineage: Eukaryota; Viridiplantae; Streptophyta; Magnoliopsida; Lamiales; Pedaliaceae
Product: WAT1-related protein At1g43650-like
Cellular component (GO): membrane
Molecular function (GO): transmembrane transporter activity
Source: RefSeq, a predicted model, not a curated record
UAUAUAUGCAAACAGAUCUAGAGAGAGAGAUCUAUAGAGAGAGAGAGAUGAUGAAGAAAUGGAUAAUGGAUGGGCGAGUAGGAUUGGGAAUGGUAGUGGUGCAAGCCAUAACAACAGGGCUGCAAUUACUUGGUAGGGUUAUAUUGAGUGAGGGUAGUUUCGUGUUUGCUUUUAUGGCCUAUCGUCAUGUGGUUGCAGCAUUCACCCUUCUCCCUUUCACUCUCUACUUUGAACGAGGUGCUGUGAAGAAGCUCAGCAUUGCAGCUUUCUUCUGGCUGUUCAUGGCAGCCUUAACUGGGAUAUCAAUGACCUUGGGACUAUUUUAUUAUGGGCUCAAGGACACUACAGCUACAUAUGCUUCCAAUUUCCUCAACCUUAUUCCACUUAUCACUUUUCUCUUCUCAACUAUCCUAAGAAUAGAAGCAUUGGGAUUCCACAGUCGGGCUGGCAAGCUGAAAACCUUAGGCGCAAUGUUAUGCCUUGCCGGAACAUUGUCUAUUGCCUUAUACAAGGGCAAUUCCUUCCAUCUAACUCAUUAUCGUAACCACCAACACCAAAUCAUCAUUAAAACCAACAAAAAUAAAACUCGUGGAACCAUGUUUUUAGUCGGGAGUUGUUUGUCUGCUGGUACCUGGUUCAUUCUACAGGUGAAGCUAUUCAAAGUAUUUCCACAUAAAUAUUGGGCAACGCUUGUGACUUGCAUCUUGGCAUCAUUUCAAGCUAUCAUAAUUGGAGUAUGCAUAGACAGGAAGCCCAGUGCCUGGCGAUUGGCUUCGAAUCUUGAGCUUCUUACUAUUUUUUACUCGGGAAUAUUUGCAACCGCUGCAAGUUUUUGCCUGAUCUCAUGGACAAUUACAGUAAAAGGGCCCACAUAUCCAUCCAUGUUCAAUCCCUUAUCCCUCAUUUUAAUCACUAUAGCAGAAGCUGUGUUCCUGGGUGAAGACAUCUCCCUCGGAAGCUUGAUAGGAAUGGGUUUGAUUAUAGUGGGGCUGUACUCAUUCUUGUGGGGAAAGAGCAAAGACACAAAACCCACGCUGCUCCCCCUCAAAGAAAGCGGCGGCGCUGGUGGUGGAGAUGCUGCGCCGGAAUCUGCGUCCUCAGCCACGAUAGUUCCAGCUGCUUCUCCAAAUUAAUUGUGAUUAAUAUUUUAUACAUUUGAAUACCUUCAUAUCAUUAAUAUUCAUGAAAAGUUUAAGUUUAGGAAAUUAAUUGUAAAUUAGGAGUAGAGUUUCUUCAUACUUUGAUCGUGAGACUAGAGCAUACCGGAAUC